CCGUCGGAGAUUUUGCCAUUAAUUCCCCCAAUGAAGUAACUCAAAGUUGUUCAGCCCCCCAACAUCAUCUCACCCAUCCCUUUGACAAAACUCAGAUGGUGAAGAAAAUGAAGCUACCGUUUCUCGUCAAGAAGUCAGAAAUGAGGUCGCCUUCUUCUCCCUGGGCGUGGCCGUCUUGUCACCAACCCAGAACCCUCUCUUUCAGAGCCAAUAACACCGACUUGUUCAAUUCCAAUAUCAACUCGGAUUCCACUGCAGUGGAAGUCGACCCAAUAGAGACCUUGGUUCGUAGCUUGCAGUCGAACCGGCGGCGGCUUUUCUUCGAACCAGAUGAGACUAGCUCCAUAUUAGAGACGAAGGCUUCUACAGGAGGACGCGUGCCAUUCAAAGACAGCUUGGUGCUAUCCAUGGAGUCUCGGGACCCUUACGUAGACUUUCGAAAGUCCAUGGAGGAGAUGGUGGAGGCUCACGCCCUCAACCACUUGGAGGCUCUGCAGGAGCUUCUGUGUUGGUAUUUGAGGGUCAAUUCCAAAAGCAAUCACGCCUCUAUUCUGGCAGCCUUUGUCGAUUUACUAGUUGGCUUUGCUUCGGUUCCUUCUUCCUCUCCUUCUCCUUCUCCUUUUUCUCCUCUAUCUUUUUCUAGCUCGUCUCUGGCUUCUUCCUUUGGUACACGCUGCGUUAAUUAUUCUUCUUUAGAAGCAGGCGAAGAGGUUGGGGCAACUGAUCCCGCUUCAACUUUGGCUUCGUUGUCACAAGUUAAAGGGGAUAUUAUUGACCAUCAUGACGAGGCUUCUUCUUCCAAUGCUUGAUUCAAGGUUCUGAUUUUGUAAUGUAAAUGUUGCAGUUCAAAAGUAUCACACUCCCAAAUUUUUUAUGACUCGUGUUUCUAUCGGUCUCUCUUUCUCAUCUGGUGUGUCACGCGUAUGAAGGAAGUGCAAGCGUGUGAGCUGAGGACAGGGUCUAGGAAUGGAGAAAUAGAUGGAGAUGAAGAUGAAGAUGAGAGGCGUCGGAGUUGAAAUGGGAAGUCGUUGUCAAAUGAUGGGAACAUAUACAGCGCAGAAUAUUGAAGGUGGUCCUUUCAGAGCUCAUGAUGAUCAUAGGCUGCAGCAAGAGGUAUUGUAUAUGUUGGUGUAUUGCUUCUUAGAAUACAAAUGCGUCGGAUGGGGUAUGUAUGUUUGCUUUUUGUUGGAAAUCCAAUAUUGUCUGUAUAUGCCUCAAUCAUGUACACCACUAGUACGUGUAUGGUGUUUAAUUUGAGAAUCUAUUGGCCGCUUUAAGAUCA
This is a messenger RNA of Prosopis cineraria, 1282 nucleotides long. Its product is annotated as transcription repressor OFP15-like. NCBI's taxonomy places the organism in Eukaryota, Viridiplantae, Streptophyta, Magnoliopsida, Fabales, Fabaceae. The transcript is spliced from 2 exons. The record is from RefSeq and is a predicted model, not a curated record. Gene Ontology annotation, biological process: negative regulation of DNA-templated transcription. Bases 96 to 809 code for a protein of 237 amino acids.